Camellia sinensis is the source of this 1107-nucleotide messenger RNA. The record is from RefSeq and is a predicted model, not a curated record. NCBI's taxonomy places the organism in Eukaryota, Viridiplantae, Streptophyta, Magnoliopsida, Ericales, Theaceae.
AUGGCAGAGAAGAGAGGUAGCAUUGGCUUCUCCGCAACCUACCGACCACAGGUGCCGCUGGACAUAUUCUCGUGCCCGCUUUGGCCAACAUCGAAGCAAGAUGAGCUUCCCAUGACUGAUAGAGUGAACCACAAUUACAACGGCCAAGAAAUUUCAUCGGCGGCUCUCAAUACAAUUCUCAAGCGCCAAAAAUUGGCCUUGGCUUCCGAAGGAGGCAAAGAGGCCGAUGUAAAUUCAGGUCGUCUCUCGGGCAUGGUUUUCAUCUCCAAACAACAAGAAGGCCUCGAAUUGCUUCACAUAGCUCUCUGCUUCAAUGGCAUUUACAACCCAUACCCACCCAAACCUAAAGUCAAAGUCUUCUGUUUGGCUAAUGUUUUCGGCAAAGUCAAUUUCAGUGGUGUUCGCAUGGAAGACAGUGGUUGCAUUGCCGGUGAUAAUCUCGUCUAUGUCACCACCAAGGACCUCGCCCCUGAUCGUUGUCAGCCCUGGACUGCCGUCUAUAAAACCAAUCUCAAGACCGGAAAAACUGACCGCCUCACUCCAUUAGGGCAAGCUAAUUUAAGCCCCUCGGUUGCACCGUCUGGUACGAAGAUAGCGGUGGCGUCCUUCGAGGGAAAGCAUGGUGGUUGGAAUGGCGAGAUCAAAGAUCUGCAGACUAACAUUUUUGUUACGAACGUAGAGGAGCCCUUCAACUGCAAGUUGGUUGUAAGGAAUGGUGGGUGGCCGACAUGGGAAAGCGACAACGUCAUAUUUUUCCACCACAAGAAUCGGGAAUUUUGGGGUGUGUUCCAUACCGACCUCAACAGCGGUACAGAAUCUCGGGUGACCCCGGACGAAAUUCAGGCAAUAACUCCGGCAGCCAUCGACGCCACCAGAGUAGCAGUGGCAACUAUUCGUCAGAAAUCAAAGCUCUCGGACGUCGUCCGUGUAAAAACACAGUUUCGACACAUUGAGAUUUUUGAUUCAACUGGACAGCAACAAAACAUACGAAUCACUCAAAAUACCAUGCCAAGGGUUGACCAUUUCAACCCCUUUGUGAUAGAUGGCGGGAAGCGCAUCCGUUACCAUCGUUGCAAGAGCAACCUUCUAAAGGUACAUACCGAUUAA